Molecule: messenger RNA, 684 nt
Organism: Candidozyma duobushaemuli
Lineage: Eukaryota; Fungi; Ascomycota; Pichiomycetes; Serinales; Metschnikowiaceae
Product: mitochondrial 54S ribosomal protein mL57
Exons: 1
Coding region: 1-684 (227 amino acids)
Biological process (GO): mitochondrial translation; RNA processing
Cellular component (GO): mitochondrial large ribosomal subunit
Molecular function (GO): structural constituent of ribosome; ribonuclease III activity
Source: RefSeq, a predicted model, not a curated record
AUGUUGGUGGACAGACUAGCACACGGCCAGCUCCGAGCCAUGAGCCAGUCACGUGGCAGGAUUCUCCAUGCCCGCUCCAUCUAUCUUCACACAGGCCCCCGCGUGGCAGGUCUCCGCAGAGACCCCAAGGAGGCUUUCAAGACCCACCAGGGCGUCGAAUACGGUUCUGAAGAGGCCACCAGCACCAUCAAGCAAUUUCUAGCCAAUUACAGCAUUCCAGAGGAAAUGGCCCGCCAGGUGCUCACGCACAAGUCGUUCGGUAACGGUAUCAAGGCGUACAAUGAAAAACUCGUCGUUAUGGGCCUGAAGGUGCUCAAUCUCUUCUUGGCCAAGCAUGUCAUUGAGCAGCCCACGGAAAACGAAAACGCCAUCAACGGCAAGAACCUUGAUGUCUUGGGCACCCGUGUCUCCAAGGAGCUCGGAAGCAAAACCGCCCUUGGUGUUUUCGCCAAACAGCACAACCUCAACCAGACGAUGUUCUGGAAACUGCACAACCACCAUCUUCUGUUUGAAGCCAGUGGCGAAAUGAAGAUCAGCGCCCACGUCAUGUAUGCGCUUGUAGGAGCUGUGGCGUUCGUCCACGGCAAGAAAAUGGCCGAGCAGUUUGUCCGUGAGAAGCUCUUGACGGGCGAGAAGCUGCUUGAGGCCGUCACGGCGCAGUUGCUCCAGGAGAACCGCGUCUAG